GAAUAAUUUGAUGCUUUCUGUUUUUAAUGUUUCACCUGAAUUUGACUUACCGUAGUUGUGGGAUGUGGAGAACCAGAAGUGUCUACGCAGCAUGGCCAGCCACACUGCCAGAGUUGCCAGCCUGAGUUGGAAGGAUUAUAUUCUCUCCAGAGGCUCCAGAUCGGGUCACAUCCACCACCAUGUGAGGGUAGCCGACCACUUCACCCUGUCUGGGCACUCUCAGGAUGUGUGUGGGCUGAAGUGGUCCCCUGACGGAAGAUACCUGGCCUCUGGAGGCAAUGACAACCUGGUGUAUGUGUGGUCAGGUGUGCAGGAUGGUAGUGGCCAAGGCAGCAGUUCUGUGCACUGCUUCAGUGAGCACCAAGGAGCAGUCAAGGCUUUGACCUGGUGCCCAUGGGAACACAACAUUCUUGCUUCUGGAGGUGGCACCAGAGACUGCUGCAUCUGGAACGUCAACUGUGGCUCCUGCAUCAAUGGUCUGGACACUCAGUCUCAGGUAACUGCACCCACCUUUAACUCUAACAAAAUGUACCUUGUCAUUACCUCCAGGGCCUUGCUCAGUCAUAGCAGCAUGUGUAUUUGAAUACCAGCCAUUUUUUAAGUUUUUAUUUUCGUAACUGCUAUGCCGUAUGAUCUGAAGUUAACUCGUUUUCUAAUUUGCCUUACAGAUCUCCUCUUUGAUGUUUGCGCCAAACUACAAGGAAUUGGUCUCCAGCCUCGGAUAUUCCCACAACAACGUAGUCAUCUGGUAGUACCCCUCCUUGACUGAAGUGGCAGAGCUCAAUGGUAAGUGUCAAAUCUAAUUUUUUUGGUCACAGGCAGUUCUGGCAAUGCUUGUCUGAAACUGCUAUUCAUUCACUAUGUGUAAACUUAACGGCUCUGUGCAGUUGUCAUUAAUGUCAGUUGACAAAGAGCAUUGUCUGAUGCUGUAAGUCGUAGUCCAUCAUACUUCUCAAAUUCUCCAACUAUCAACCCAUUCAAAUUGAGGACUCGUACCAGAGCUGCAUUGGUUGGGAAUUGUGAGGAAUUCUAUGUUUGGGCUGUGUCUCUUGCAGAUGGUCUCGGAGCACACAUUUCAAACUAACCUUGGAUUUAUUCAGGUGUCGAAAGUUUGUUUAAAAAUGUUUUCAUUCACCCCAGGUCAUGAGGACAGACUGCUCGACUAUUGCCACUGUAGCUGGUGAUGAAAUUGUCCGGUUCUGGAAGAGCUUUGUGCUGGAUCCAGUCAAAAAGAAGGCAAAUGAGAUGAAGUCCACUUGCAGCAUUAUACACACAGCUAUCCGAUAAUGGACUUCUGUAUUGUUUUAAGUUAUGAUCGCCUCGGAAUUGUGUACUUUUUUUAAUUGAAAUAUUUUCUUGCCUUUGAAUAUUUUGCUGCCACUUGAUAAUGAUUAACUCGUUAUUGCAAAUACUGUUAGGGCACUCAAUGUUAUUUGUAACCUUUUAACUAGGCAAGUCAGUUGAGUUCAAAACCCUUUUCAUUAUUUUCUAGAGUGCAUAAUAUUGGGCAUGUUGCUGACUCAGCACAGUUCCUAGAACAUCUCCAAUAGCUACUGCAGACAAAUUUGGGUAUGAGUAAUGUUCAUUGUCAAAAAAUGAAUGCAAUUUACCAGACAUCCACUUUGAUUACCCUAUGCUGGAAAGCAACGGGUGAGGCCUGGCCUGGAGGACCCUUAUCAAGAAUGCUGCUGUCUUGUGCCUCAAAGUAAUGACUGGGUUGGUCAGUGACAACCACCACCUCUUUGAAAGUAACUGUAUUUACAAGUGUGUUCCAGUCAAACCAGAAGAGUCCAUUUCAAGCCUGGGUUUGAGGUAUUAGUGCCGUACAGUUAACCACUACCCACAAUUUUAAAAGUGUGGCAAGUAGGGAUUAACUGCCAAGUCCAUAAUGCCAUUCAUAUUCCAUGAACUGCAGAUAAAUAUAAAGUGUUCAGUAGCUAAGAGUAUACUUUUUUGGAAUCUUUGGCAUUUCAGGCUCCUUCAGACAGUUGUCCCCCCCCCCCCUUCCAAAAGGACUAGACUUCCUUCACUUUGCCUAUUUGGUUAUGGCCGUUGACACGAUGUGCUGUCCCGUUGCUAUUCUCCAGCGGCUUGCUGUUGAUGACCACUGUAACGUCGCCGUUAAUAACGGCAUUCUGCUUUAGCUUCUCCAUAGUUGCCGUAGGCAGCCGUUUCCCCUUCACGUAGGCCUGAAUCCAGAAGUUGGAGAAUAGUAGGAAGAAGAAGGUGCCGUACAUCCAGAUCAGGUGAAUGAACAUGGGCACCUGAAAGUCACACUUCUCCAUGAAGUAGUACUGAGAGAUGUGAAGUGAGAUCAGCACAAACUGGAUCUAUAGAAGGAAGAACAUUUUGAUGAAGUUUGCACAGGAGUCACCAAUUCACAGCUAUCCACAAAUGCUCCCCUUUAACAUACUUUCUUCCAAUAGUACAUCAUUAAGAAAUAACACCCACCAGCUGGAUUGCGGUCAUGUACUUCUUCCACCAGAGGUAUUUUUGGAAGCGAGGUCCGGCAGCGGACAGGCCGUAGUAGGUGUACAUGAUGACGUGGACACAGCAGUUGACCAUGGCAUGGAACGAGCUCAUUCCCCCUGCUGGAGGUUCAAAGACAGUAUUAAAACAAACAUAAUCUGAGAGUAAUUCUUAAAUCACAGGGGGAUAACAAAAUAAAUAUGUUACUAAAUAGA
Molecule: messenger RNA, 2684 nt
Organism: Oncorhynchus keta (chum salmon)
Lineage: Eukaryota; Metazoa; Chordata; Actinopteri; Salmoniformes; Salmonidae
Product: cell division cycle protein 20 homolog
Exons: 3
Coding region: 92-583 (163 amino acids)
Biological process (GO): positive regulation of anaphase-promoting complex-dependent catabolic process; positive regulation of ubiquitin protein ligase activity; anaphase-promoting complex-dependent catabolic process
Cellular component (GO): anaphase-promoting complex
Molecular function (GO): anaphase-promoting complex binding; ubiquitin ligase activator activity; protein binding
Source: RefSeq, a predicted model, not a curated record